AUGGAAAAGAAUAGAACACCCGCUGAGUUUCAAAUCUCAGCAGAGCAAAUUUUGCUCGAAGCUUAUGAAAGAAAAGAUGAACCUUUAAACAAGACAAAAGUAAACAUUGCAGAUUUAGAAGAACUUCAUGAAGCUCAAAGACGUCAAAGACAAGAAUAUGAAGAUGCCUUGAGAAGAAAUAGAUUAGAUUUUGGUCAAUGGAUGCGCUAUGCUCAAUACGAAGUUGAUCAAAAAGACCUACGAAGAGCAAGAUCUAUUUUUGAAAGAGCUUUAGAAAUCAAUAGUCAUCAUGUACCAUUAUGGAUUAGAUAUAUUGAUACAGAAUUAAAAUCAAGAAAUAUAAAUCAUGCAAGAAAUUUAUUUGAUCGAGCUGUUACAUUACUUCCAAGAAUUGAUAAACUUUGGUUUCGUUAUGUUCAAACUGAAGAAACAUUAGCAAAUAUCAUUGGUACAAGAAAUGUUUUCAAUAGAUGGAUGCAAUGGCAACCUGAUGUUCCAGCUUGGGAUGCUUAUAUCAAUUUUGAAAAACGUUAUGAUGAAUUUGAUAACGUGAGGAAGAUCUUCAAUCAAUAUAUCAAUGUUCAUCCAUAUCCUGAAACUUGGAUUAAAUGGACCAAGUUUGAAGAUGAAUUUGGAACUUCUGAUAAUGUACGUGAAGUUUAUACUGCAAGUAUUGAUGUAUUAUCAAGUGAAAAAUUAAUUGCUAGUUUUGCUAAAUGGGAAGGUUUCCAAAAAGAAUGGGAAAGAGCUAGAGCUAUUUAUAGAUUUGGUUUGACUAAAUUCCCUGAAUCUGCAUUACUUAAUGAUCAAUUAUCACAAUUUGAAAAACAAUAUGGUGAUAAAGAUGGUAUCGAAGAUACAAUCUUAUUGAAAAGAAAGAAAAGAUAUGAAUCCGAAUUAAAAGAAGAUCCAAGAGAUUUUGAUAGUUGGUGGGCUUAUUUAACAUUAUUAGAAGAUUAUCCUGUGUCUGUUCAAAGAGAAGCUUUUGAAAAAAGUAUUUCAUUAACCCCUAUAGAAAUUGAAAAAUAUGCUUGGAAAAGAUAUAUCUUAUUAUGGAUACGAUAUGCUGUUUUUGAAGAAUUAAAUGAUGAAUUUGAAAAAACAAGAGAUAUUUAUAAAAAAUUAACUAAAAUCAUACCCAAUAAAAAAUUUACAUUUAGUAAAGUAUGGAUCCAAUAUAGUGAUUUUGAAAUACGUCAAGGAAAUUUAACUCAAGCUCGUAAGAUCUUAGGUUUUGCAAUUGGUUCAUUUCCUAAACCUAAAACAUUCAAACAUUAUAUUCAAUUAGAAAUAAAAUUAAAAGAAUUUGAUAGAGUACGAAAAAUUUAUGAAAAAUUCAUUGAAACUUAUCCAAAUGAUUCAAAUGUUUGGAUCAAAUAUGCUGAAUUAGAAGCUGAUUUGAAUGACUUGGAUAGAUCUCGUGGUAUUCUAGAAAUCGCUACAGAACAAUUGAAUGGAACAGAUUCAAUUAAUGAUAUUUGGUUCAAAUAUGUUGAAAUUGAAAGUGAUCAAAGAGAAUAUGGGAAAGCUAGAUCGAUUUUCAAAAGAUUUUUGGAAAGUAAUAAAAAUUCAACAACUAUUUGGAUUAAAUAUGCUCUUUUUGAAUUAGGUAUCCCAACAAAAGAACAAAUUGAUCAAUUUGAAAAAGAACAAGCUAAUCAAGAUGAAGAACUUGAAUUUGAAUUUGAUAUUUCUGAAGAAUCUAAAACUCGUACACGUCAAGUAUUUGAAGAUUCUUUAACACAUUUCAAAUCUCAAGGUUUGAAAGAUGAAAGAGUUAUUAUAUUAGAAGCUUUUAAGAAAUUUGAACAAGUUCAUGGUGAUCCAACUACAAUUUCUAAAAUUGAAAAAAGACAACCAACAGUUGUUAAGAAAACUAAAACUUUGGAUGAUGGUUCAACUCAAGAAUAUUAUGAUUAUGUAUUCCCUGAUGAUAAAAAACUUUCAAAAUUUUUGGAAAAUGCCAAAAAAUGGGCAAAACAAAACAAAUAA
Hansenula ciferrii is the source of this 1992-nucleotide messenger RNA. RefSeq names its product Clf1p (gene CLF1). The record is from RefSeq and is a predicted model, not a curated record. Bases 1 to 1992 code for a protein of 663 amino acids. Gene Ontology annotation, cellular component: post-mRNA release spliceosomal complex; Prp19 complex; precatalytic spliceosome. Lineage: Eukaryota; Fungi; Ascomycota; Saccharomycetes; Phaffomycetales; Wickerhamomycetaceae. Gene Ontology annotation, molecular function: protein binding. Gene Ontology annotation, biological process: spliceosomal complex assembly; mRNA splicing, via spliceosome. The transcript has a single exon.